AUGAACAGCGGCAAUUUUAUCAUUCUCCUAACGGCCACCUUUCCCGCCCUCGCCAUAUCCUCCUUCCUCUUCUCUUUAGCAACAUACUUCCGGCCUCCUGGAGCGCAUUCAGGGACCCAAGAUCGUUUGGGCGAUCUCGAAGACAUGGAGGACAUUAUACCAGCACUCAUCCAAGAAGUCGGGGCUCUGAGAAGAUCGGUCGAUCGGGAAAGGCAGAGGACAAGGAGGCUGGAAGACGAAGUAAGAUAUAUGGGAAGGCGGCAGCGGAGAAACGACGAGACGGCGGACGAGGGCGGAGAUGAGGCAGAAAUGAAAGACGAUGAAGACGAAGAAGUGCAAAUGUGUCAUUUGGGAGAGUUACUUGUACGAAAUCUGUUCGAUGUCAACGAGUUUCUGGAAGGGCAGCGGGCCCGAGAGCUCGCUUGCCGUACGAUACAGAGGUCGAGGUUGAACAGGACUUGUGGUUCUGAUCCACGUCCUGCUAACGGCAUUCCGGAUGAGCUGUUCCAUGUUCCAAGCGUAUACAAAAUACGAGGUAGGAGCGACUCCAUACUAGACGAUGAGGAAGCGCUGGAGGCAGCAGCUGCCACAGCGCUACCGUCUAGCCCUGAAGAAGACUCAGAGUCCACGAACGAGGAAUCAAGCACACUCACACAGACCAUACAUCAAGGUAGGGGUGAAGAGACCAGCGCUCGAAUGCUAGUCGGAGAAGAUAUGUCCACGCUCCUGACGAGCGGCGAAAGUCAUACUCCCACAACGAAUGGACAUUCUCGAAUGCCUCAUCUUGAUACUGCCGACUACCAUGCCAUUCUCAUCACACCCUCCCCCAUGCGUCAGCGACCAAAUAUCCUCUACCCCUCCCCACGCGGCCCCACUCCCACAAGAAUAGUCAUUCGAAACGAUCCUGGAGGCUUGUGGCGCCGGAAUUUCUUAACAGAUGUUCUGACUGAUACAACGCCACAACUAGAACAGAGAAUCAUCCUCACUAUCAUCGAGAAUUAUCUAAGGUCGUUUGAGGAUAGUGCUGUGAGGCAUACUGCGUCGACGAACGGAAACGCUCGGCAUGCCGUACCCAGUAGCAGUCAUACCGAGCCAACUCGUUUAACGACCAACAUGCCCAAUGGAGAAAGACAUGCUCAUCAGACCAACGGCUACACUUAUCGCCAUACCCAUACUCCCUCUACCAACGACAGCAUUCAGUACCCUUCACUCCCAAACGGUCAUGGAAACAGCAGCCCUCCUCCCAAUAACAGUCGUUUCAAUGGCUACAUCUACGAACCCACGACUGACGACUCCAAUCAACAGGACUACGCCGAAGCACGACAAAUCACUCGGCCACUCUUCAACGUCCUGUACGCCGUGAGACCUUUCAUUAGCUCCCGCGUCAUCAGAGAUAUCAUAAUUAGAUACAUCAUAGCGAUGGAUCUGGGUUACACAGACCCUGAGAAUUCAGGGCGUAUCAGAUUGACUACAGCGGCUGAUCAACGUGAGGGUGUAAAUGGGGUUGUCGAUGACGAAGGCGUUGAAGAUCUGAGCGAAGAUGUAUGGAUGCGUGAGCCUAACAACGAGUAUCAAACUGGUACCAGUAGGGGAAGCGGAAGAGGUAUGAACGACAACAGAAACGGAAUUAUAAACACCUUCCACAUCAACGGCGGCAUUGUAACGCAAAACAACACCAGUCUUAAUGGCGCCCCCCUCACAAACGAUCGAACCCACACCUCCAACGCCUACACUCGAGCCCCAUCUCCAGAGCGGCUCACCACCGACCCAGAAGACAUCCGCUCCCGCUCCCGCCUCUCCACUCCCGAACUCAACGAAGCAAUUGGAAACUGGGGCUCCAUAUCCCGUACUCUUGACGGCCCCGUUCUACGCCUCCGCGCCAUCCGUGCUGAAGGUGCACUAGUUCAGGAUUCCCAUCUCCGUCCGCAUGCGGAUACGGGCUAUGGCGGAAGACCUCCGACGGAUGCUAGGCCUAAUGGGUACGCAACAGCAACUCAGCUCAUUCCCCCGAGUGUCUAUGUUGGGAAUGGUACGAGCAGUUCAUCUGAGUCUUCUACUAGGUCUUCGAGGAGUGCGUCGUUGAGUGGGACUACGCUUGUCAAUUCUGCUGUUGGGAGUACGGAUGGGGAUGCUGUGGUCACUCCUAAUCCGCCCAUAGAUGGAGAGACAUCAGACAAUGUGGAGUUAUUUCGGAACGGCGCAUACGAAACCCAUACAGCGAGGCUUAGGCGGCGUCGCGGUACGAGGAACAUGAGGAGAGCCGCGAGGGAAGAUGCACGAGUGGAGAGGGAGAGUGUGGAAGAGGAAAGUUCGGGGACUAGCAAAGACAGUAUGGAUGUGGACAUCGCGGAAGUGGAGGCUGCACGGUGGAGUCUUCGCAAUCAGAGGGGUACCAUGGAGGAAGAGAUGAUGCGGCACGUGUUGGAACGGGAUCGUGCGGCGCAGGCUCAGCAGGCGAAUAGUGUGGAAAUGAACGGGGUUGGGAGCGAAAGGAGUGAUGAGACUUCCGAAGUCUCCGAGACGAGGGAAAGGAGGCUUAAUAGCGAGUAA
Alternaria rosae is the source of this 2550-nucleotide messenger RNA. RefSeq lists its product as uncharacterized. NCBI's taxonomy places the organism in Eukaryota, Fungi, Ascomycota, Dothideomycetes, Pleosporales, Pleosporaceae. The coding region runs from base 1 to 2550 and encodes 849 amino acids. The record is from RefSeq and is a predicted model, not a curated record. The transcript has a single exon.